AUGGCGGCAAAAAACAAACCAAAACUGGACAAGGCGGCAUAUUUCGCACAAAAACCGUCCAAGCAAAAGAAACCGCCGGAAAGGAAGGAGCAGAGGCGCAGACGUCGGACACAGAGAACGAAGCUCAGGCGGGGAGUGAGGGGCCAAUAACUGAGUCCAGAAUGAAAUCUCUGCUGGAAACAUUGAAUACCUCCCUGAUGCACCAAUUUAAAGAGGUAAUAGCCAACCUAAACAAAGAUGUGACGGAGUUGGGCGAGCGCACAUCGCAUAUAGAAAACAAAAUGGCGGAACAUGCAGAGGUCCAUAAUAGCAUGGCGGAUGCCAUGCAGGAGUUGGAGCACAAACUACAAGCCCAUGAAGAUAAGCUAACUGAUCUGGAAGAUCGUUCCAGGAGGAAUAAUGUGCGAAUAAGGGGCAUUUCGGAAGAUAUAGGCGGCUCCAAUACAUAACAACUUUCUUUGCCAAGCUUAUACUGGAAGUGGACCCAGACCUUCUGGUCAUAGACCGCAUACAUAGGAUGCCGAAACACAAACCGAUUUCAUCACCACGUGACGUGUUAAUGAGGAUCCAUUAUUUUCACGUCAAAGAUCAAAUUAUGAAAGCCAGCCGCAAAAACCGACCCCUGGCAGAAUACAAAGCGCUGCAAAUCUACGCAGACCUCUCUCCAGCCCCACUACUUCAACGCUCAUCACGACCUCUCUACAGUCUCAAAACGUGCCUUACCAUUGGGGAUUCCCCACCAAGAUCCAAGUGCUAAAAAAUGGGACACUCCACAUGAUCAGGACGGUGGAGGAGGGACGCAAACUACUGAGAGACUGGGACAUCCCUAUCCAGGACCCGAAGCACCUACCUGCGCCCGGCCCUAGGCGGCUAAACCCAGAGUUGCAAAAAGCACCAUGA
Molecule: messenger RNA, 900 nt
Organism: Pelobates cultripes (western spadefoot toad)
Lineage: Eukaryota; Metazoa; Chordata; Amphibia; Anura; Pelobatidae
Source: the annotation of a GenBank genome assembly